AUGGCGACGCCGGCCCUCGAGAACCAGCCGCAGUACCUCGCCGAGGCCACGAAAAAGGUCAAGGAGCAGGGCUUCUACAUGAAGCGUGCCAUGGACGCGAGCGACCUCAAGGGCGCGCUCCAGCACGCGUCGGACAUGCUCCGGGAGCUGCGGACGUCGCUGCUGACGCCGCGGAACUACUACGAGCUCUACAUGAAGGUGCUCGACGAGCUCCACCACCUCGACGACUUUUUCAGCGGGCUGUGCGCGAGCGGCACGCAGGCGAGCGAGCUCUACGAGAAGGCCCAGGCCUGCGGCGACGUGCUGCCGCGGCUCUACCUCCUCAUCACGGUGGGCGCCGUCUACAUCAAGUCGCGCCAGGCGCCCGCGAAGGACAUCCUCAACGACCUCGUCGAGAUGGCCAAGGGCGUGCAGCACCCGAUGCGGGGCCUCUUCCUGCGCAACUACCUCGCCCAGGCCUGCAAGGACAAGCUGCCCGACGCCGGCUCCGAGUACGAGGGCCACGGCGGCGACGUGUCCGACGCCGUCGACUUCGUGCUCCAGAACUUCUCGGAGACGAACCGGCUCUGGGUCCGCAUGCAGAACCAG
Messenger RNA from Aureococcus anophagefferens, 588 nucleotides. RefSeq lists its product as hypothetical. The transcript has a single exon. The annotation marks the transcript as partial. Gene Ontology annotation, biological process: intracellular protein transport; retrograde transport, endosome to Golgi. The record is from RefSeq and is a predicted model, not a curated record. NCBI's taxonomy places the organism in Eukaryota, Pelagophyceae, Pelagomonadales, Pelagomonadaceae. Gene Ontology annotation, cellular component: retromer complex; late endosome; retromer, cargo-selective complex.